AGAGAGAAGCGCAGGUCAGUGGAAUCAGUGGAGGCACCGGGAUAAAAAAAAAAAGGAGACCUUCCAACUAUCAAAUUAAACGCUUAGAAGAGGAAAUAAAAUAUUUGAAAGAAGGAUUUUUCUUUUGAUUUUUAAUAUUUUUGAACAACUUUUAUUGAAAGGAGCUUUUUUAAGACUUCAAGAUGAUGCUGUGCGGCAUCCUUUUUCUGCUGGUACUUGGAAUUUGUGAGGGUGCCAGAUUGGCAGAGAGUCGAGAUGAUAACAGUGUGUAUGACCUAUUUGAGCUGGCGAGGGUGAGCAAAAGACAUAACGGAGUGACUCUGGUCAAAGGUGCAGACCCUUACAGCCCUGCAUACAAGGUUCUGAACGCAGACCUGAUCCCCCCAGUCCCCGACGCAUCCUUCAGGGACCUCCUCGAUUCCAUCCAGGCCGAGAGGGGCUUUCUCCUCCUGCUCAACCUGAAGCAGUUCAAGAAAACCAGAGGCAGUUUGCUGACUGUUGAGAAAACCGACGGAUCCGGACCCCUCUUCGAGAUCAUUUCCAAUGGGAAGGCAAACACCCUUGACCUGGUCUACUCCACCGAGAGACAGUUGCAGGUGGUUUCCAUUGAGGAUGCCGGCUUGGCCAAUGGACACUGGAAGAACCUCACGCUGUUCGUCCAGGAGGACAGGGCACAGCUUUUUGUGGGCUGUGAAGAGAUCAAUGUGUCAGAGCUGGAUAUGCCAAUCCAGACUUUGUUGUCUAGAGAGGUGGCAGACAGAGCCAGACUCAGGAUUGGAAAAGGAGCAGCAAAGGACAAGUUUAUGGGAGUGCUUCAGAAUGUCCAUUUUGUCUUUGGAACCACUCUAGACGCCAUACUGACCAAUAAGGGGUGUAAAAGCGGAGCUGCCUUAACACAGGUGAUGACCCUGGACAACCCAGUCAAUGGUUCCAGCCCUGCCAUUAGGACAGAUUAUACUGGUCACAAAUCCAAAGAUCUGCAGACUGUCUGCGGUUUCUCGUGUGAGGACAUCGCCAGCAUGUUUAAGGAGCUCAGGGGACUCAAUGUGAUUGUUAAGCAGCUGUCAAAUGAACUCCAAAAAGUGCAUACAGAUAGCCAGUCACUGAUAAAUCAGAUGAACAUUCACAGUGGAGUCUGCAUCCAUAACGGCAUUGUGCACAAGGACAAAGAUGAAUGGACAGUGGAUGGCUGCACAGAGUGCACCUGUCAGAACUCUGCAACCGUGUGUCGAAAAAUCUCCUGUCCUCUCAUCCCCUGUGCUAACGCCACUGUGCCUGAUGGAGAAUGCUGCCCUCGUUGUGGCACACCGAGUGACUAUGCAGAGGAUGGCUGGUCCGCCUGGUCUGAUUGGACCCAUUGUUCUGUGACUUGUGGCCGUGGCAUCCAGCAGCGUGGACGCUCCUGUGACCGCAUCAACAGCAAGUGUGAGGGCACCUCUGUCCAGACCCGUGACUGCUACCCGCAGGAAUGCGACAAGCGCUUCAAACAGGACGGUGGCUGGAGCCACUGGUCGCCCUGGUCUUCAUGCUCUGUGACCUGUGGUGAAGGGGUCAUGACACAGAUCCGCCUCUGCAACUCCCCCACACCACAGAUGGGUGGCAGAGACUGCCAGGGAGAAGGACGUCACACCAAAGUCUGCCAACUGUCGCCCUGCCCCAUUAACGGAGGAUGGGGACCUUGGUCACCAUGGGAUACCUGCUCUGCAACCUGUGGUGGAGGAAUUCAAACAAGAAAACAUCUCUGUAAUGACCCUGUGCCCAAAUACGGUGGAAAAGAUUGUGUUGGUGAUUCCACCAUGGUUCAAGUCUGCAACAAAGAGGACUGCCCUAUUGAUGGCUGUCUUUCCAACCCAUGCUUCCCUGGCACAAAGUGCACCAGCUUCCCUGAUGGCUCAUUCGAGUGUGGCAAGUGCCCACUUGGCUAUACCGGUGAUGGGAUCUCCUGCAUGGAUAUUGAUGAAUGCAAAGAGGUCCCAGAUGCUUGUCUUACUCAUAACGGAAUCCAUCGUUGUGAGAACACUGAACCAGGUUACAACUGCCUUCCCUGCCCUGCCCGUUUCUCUGGUCCCCAACCUUUUGGAAGAGGGGUGGAACAGGCAAUUGCUAAAAAACAGGUUUGCACUCCCCGCAACCCUUGCAAGGACAGUAGCCACAACUGCCAUAAAAAUGCAAACUGCAUAUAUUUGGGCGUCUACUCUGAGUCAAUGUUCCGCUGUGAAUGCAAGCCAGGAUAUGCUGGGAAUGGGCGGAUUUGCGGAGAGGAUAGUGACCUGGAUGGAUGGCCUAACACUGAUCUGCCAUGUGUGGAGAACGCCACUUAUCACUGCAAAAAGGAUAACUGCCCCAACCUUCCCAACUCUGGCCAGGAAGACCAUGACAAAGAUGGCCUUGGGGAUGAAUGUGACCAUGAUGAUGACAAUGAUGGAAUCCCCGAUGAUAGGGAUAACUGUCCCAGAGUUUACAACCCUGCCCAGUAUGAUGCAGACAGGGACGAUGUUGGCGAUCGCUGUGACAACUGUGUGUUUGAGGCUAAUACUGACCAAACAGACACAGACAACAAUGGAGAGGGUGAUGCCUGUGCUGUCGACAUUGAUGGUGACGGCAUUCUGAAUGAAAAUGACAACUGCCCAUAUGUGUACAAUGUUGACCAGAGAGACACAGACAGGGAUGGUGUGGGAGAUCACUGUGAUAAUUGUCCUCUCGAGCACAACCCAGAUCAGACCGACUCUGAUUCAGAUCGUAUUGGAGACAAAUGCGAUAACAACCAGGACAUUGACGAGGAUGGUCACCAGAACAACUUGGAUAACUGCCCCUAUAUCCCCAACGCCAACCAGGCAGACCAUGACAAAGACGGCAAAGGAGAUGCCUGUGACCAUGAUGAUGACAAUGACGGCAUUCCUGAUGAUAAAGACAAUUGCCGACUUGCCUUUAACCCAGAUCAACUGGACUCGGAUGGUGAUGGCCGUGGAGAUGUUUGCAAGGAUGAUUUUGACCAAGAUAAUGUCCUGGACAUCCAUGAUGUUUGCCCUGAGAACUUUGCCAUCAGUGAAACAGACUUCCGCAGAUUCCAAAUGGUUCCCUUGGAUCCCAAAGGGACCUCUCAGAUUGACCCCAACUGGGUGGUGAGGCAUCAAGGCAAGGAGCUGGUGCAGACUGUCAACUGCGACCCUGGCAUUGCUGUUGGUUAUGAUGAGUUCAAUGCCGUGGAUUUCAGUGGAACGUUCUUCGUCAACACGGACAGAGACGAUGACUAUGCCGGAUUUGUGUUCGGCUACCAGUCCAGUUCCCGUUUCUACACAGUGAUGUGGAAACAGAUCACACAGACCUACUGGUCCCACACGCCCACUAGAGCUCAAGGUUACUCUGGUUUGUCAAUCAAAGUCGUGAACUCCACCACAGGGCCUGGAGAGCACCUCAGAAAUGCUCUGUGGCACACCGGAGACACCCCAGGACAGGUUCGCACUCUGUGGCAUGACCCCAAGAACAUUGGCUGGAAAGACUUUACUGCCUAUAGAUGGCACCUAACACACAGACCCAAGACUGGACUUAUUAGAGUGGUCAUGUAUGAAGGCAAGAGAAUCAUGGCUGAUUCUGGAAAUAUUUAUGACAAGACUUAUGCUGGUGGCCGACUAGGCCUGUACGUCUUUUCUCAGGAGAUGGUUUACUUCUCAGACCUCAAAUAUGAAUGUAGAGAUUUGUAAUUACACCCCAGAGCCUUCUGGAAGAAUGUAUCAGCGCAGGUUUGCAUCAGUUUCAGUUUUACUUAUUUGUCCUCUGAGAAAUGCACAUUGGAGGUAUGUUGAACAAUCGAGCAAAGAGGGUAAAGGGACCUCAGGAGUCGAAGCCAAAUAAAAAGGAAAAGUUAACUCUGCACAAAACUCAAAUUGCAAGUGCAGCCCUGCUAAGAAGAAAUCGACUCUCAGUCUGUCUGCAUUGAUCUGCAUCAGAAGAGGGCCACACAUUAUUACUUUGCACACCUGAACUGUUAUUCCUCUGUGGAUGAGGGAGCAAAGGGAAGAAAGCAGUUUUUACAUUUUUAUACUAAUUUUGAGCAUUAACAUUCAUCUGCUGUGGACUGAAUGAUACAGUACUCAGAAUGAAGAAAGCAGUAAAGGACAGGGGUAAAAGGGUGGGGUAAAAAAAAAAAAGAAAGUAGCCCCCUGUGAAGGAACUGUUGAGGGACUGUGGAAAGUAAGGAAUGACUGUUAGUACUGAAGAGAGUGAAUGUUGUGUUUUUUUGUGUAUGUGUGACACCAAAAAAGAAUAGCAAUGAAGACAAUUAAAUUUAAAUUUAAUUUAAAUUUGUCCGGUGACCCCCCUCACACCGGUGGUUACAGACAUAACGCCUGGUCUGUAACAGAGACAUAGGGCUGGCCCAAACAUUUCUCUUCUCAGGAAAGAAAGGCUGCGAGUAGGAGAGCAUGGAAGACAAAAGAUCAGAAAACCUUGUCUUAACAUCUGUAUCGCAGUGAAGGCCAGUCUCUUUUCUUUCAAUUUCUUUCUUUUGUUUCCUCAUAGAGGAUUUAAGUCUAGCUCUUCUCUACAUCUUUCUUUCAUUAAAUAUUCUGAGCAACCUUUUAUGGUCAGCAUCCUCUAAAUAUGUGCAGUUACGUCUAAUUACGGGGAGUAAAAAACUAAUUUAUCAUGUUUUCUGCACAUUGUGCAUGAAGGUAUGCCUGAGUUUGAGUGUUUUUGACAAAGGGGGGAAAAGCAAACCCUUUAUGUACAAAUAUUACCUCAUCCUUUUUUAUUGAGGCCAGCAGAACACAAGAAUCACUUGUUUUAGCAACAGAGUAUAAAUUUGUUGGCUUCAGUUUUACAAGCAAGACUUUAGUACCAUUCAUAUUCUGUAUAUAAGAUAUUUUUCUAGUACAAGAAACAGGAAAGGAUUAAAGAGAUGUUCUGAAUAUGUUUUGCAAUAUGUAUUUCUUGUGCCUUUUUUGAUAAAUUAUUCUGUUUGUUUUAUGUCAUUUGUGUAGAUAUAUGCUAUUUAAAUAAUUUAUCUUGAGGUGUAACCUCCUAUGGAAGCGUUUCUAUUUGUAUAAACUUUUUUGCACACUGACAUAAGGAUGUCUGUUAUUUUGAUUUUUGUUUGUCUCUUUUUUAAUUAUUAGGGAAGCUUUUCUAUAAACAUUUGUAUUGUAGUUUUUACUCAAAGUGCCGUUUAUAAUCCUGUUUUUAUUGUUUCUUUGUAUUGUCAAAUGAACAAUAAACCCUUAAAAAAAUUAAA
Girardinichthys multiradiatus is the source of this 5230-nucleotide messenger RNA. Its product is annotated as thrombospondin-1-like. Lineage: Eukaryota; Metazoa; Chordata; Actinopteri; Cyprinodontiformes; Goodeidae. The coding region runs from base 183 to 3701 and encodes 1172 amino acids. Gene Ontology annotation, biological process: cell adhesion; negative regulation of angiogenesis. Gene Ontology annotation, cellular component: extracellular region. The record is from RefSeq and is a predicted model, not a curated record. Gene Ontology annotation, molecular function: calcium ion binding; protein binding. The transcript is spliced from 22 exons.